Messenger RNA from Linepithema humile (Argentine ant), 6532 nucleotides. The record is from RefSeq and is a predicted model, not a curated record. Lineage: Eukaryota; Metazoa; Arthropoda; Insecta; Hymenoptera; Formicidae.
GAAUUUUGUAAAUCUGCUAAAGAUGCAGCUAAAAUGUUGCAUUUGUAUUUUUCCGCGCCGAAACCAUUUUCUUCCUUUGGAUCACACAUGUUUCCGGAAGUGGCGAAAUGGCGCAUGCGUAAGAAAAUUCUACGUUCCGGGAACGCCGUUCUUUCUGCGAACUGAUCGACGCCAGCAGACGUAAAUUCAAACUAUUACAAAAUCGUGGUAUCGAAUCACCAGGUUUUGUGUCAUACUGCGAUUUGUGCGUAAUCACCGUGAUCGCGAAUCGCAUUUUCUUCGCGAUCUUGCAUGGGACAUUGUCUAAUUCAAGCUUAGGAAAUAGCUGUUUGUUUUAUCAAUGAAACCAGAUCUGACAUGUCUUACACUGAGUUGGAACACGGUUAUCAGGGUCUCAAAAAUGCAAGCAGACCAAUGUUCUACAUAGGAGAUAUAAAUACGGUGCAAUCGUCUAUUAUUCCUUCAAUCUAUCGUUCGAAAAGACCUGAAUUGCCAGAAGGUUGCACCCAAGAUGAUGCUUACAGCGGUAGCGAUGCGGAAGGAGAAGGAAAGCAAGUCCUGGUCGGGAUAUGCGCAAUGGCGAAGAAAUCGCAGAGUAAGCCGAUGAAAGAGAUUUUAACGAGGCUCGAGGAAUUCGAGUAUAUCAAAAUUGUUGUGUUUCCGGAAGAAGUGAUAUUGAAGGAGUCUGUUGAAAAUUGGCCUAUAGUCGAUUGCUUGAUAAGUUUCCACAGUAAAGGCUUCCCUCUUGAUAAAGCUAUAAAUUACGCGAACUUACGUAAUCCGUUUAUCAUUAACAAUCUUCCGAUGCAGUAUGACAUCCAGGACCGGCGAAGAGUUUACGCCAUACUGGAGAGCGAGGGUAUCGAAAUUCCACGGUAUGCCGUACUUGACAGAGAUUCACUGGACCCAAAACAGCACGAACUGGUGGAAUCGGAGGAUCACGUGGAGGUGAACGGUAUUACUUUCAACAAGCCAUUCGUGGAGAAACCAGUAUCGGCUGAAGAUCACAACAUUUACAUUUAUUAUCCUACCUCGGCUGGAGGCGGUAGUCAGAGAUUAUUUAGAAAGAUAGGUAGUCGUAGUAGCGUAUAUUCGCCGGAAUCUCGCGUCCGCAAGAGUGGUUCUUAUAUCUACGAAGAUUUUAUGCCCACCGAUGGCACCGACGUUAAAGUUUACACCGUGGGACCUGAUUACGCACACGCCGAAGCGAGAAAGAGCCCGGCACUCGACGGCAAAGUCGAGAGAGACUCAGAGGGCAAGGAGAUACGUUAUCCGGUGAUACUGAACAAUGCCGAGAAACUUAUUAGCAGAAAAGUGUGUUUGGCUUUCAAGCAAACGGUGUGCGGUUUCGAUUUGCUGAGAGCGAACGGUCAGUCGUUCGUGUGCGACGUGAAUGGAUUUAGUUUUGUAAAAAACUCGAAUAAGUAUUACGAUGACUGUGCCAAGAUUUUGGGGAAUAUGAUACUGAGGGAAUUGGCACCCACAUUACACAUUCCGUGGAGCGUUCCCUUUCAGUUGGACGAUCCUCCCAUUGUGCCAACUACAUUCGGCAAAAUGAUGGAGCUGCGCUGCGUUGUGGCGGUUAUCAGACACGGCGACAGAACGCCAAAGCAGAAAAUGAAGGUGGAAGUGCGUCAUCCCAAAUUUUUCGAGAUAUUCUCAAAGUACGACGGCUACAAGCACGGCCAUGUGAAACUGAAGCGACCCAAGCAACUGCAAGAGAUUCUCGAUACAGCACGUAGUUUAUUAGCCGAGAUACAGCAUCGCGCAGCGGGACCCGAGUUGGAAGAAAAGCAGGGAAAGCUGGAGCAGCUGAAGAGUGUUUUGGAAAUGUACGGACAUUUUUCUGGAAUAAAUCGCAAGGUGCAGUUGAAGUAUCAACCGCGGGGGCGACCGCGAGGAAGUUCUUCCGACGACGGUAGCGAUCUUAAUCGACUUGGGGAACCAUCUCUCGUCCUGAUACUGAAGUGGGGCGGGGAAUUGACGCCAGCUGGACGUAUUCAAGCGGAAGAACUGGGACGCAUAUUCCGCUGCAUGUACCCCGGUGGUCAAGGUAGACACCUUAGUGGUGAAUACGCAGGUGCGCAAGGACUGGGUUUGUUACGUCUGCAUUCCACAUUUCGCCAUGAUUUGAAGAUCUAUGCUAGCGACGAGGGGCGCGUUCAGAUGACCGCGGCGGCCUUCGCGAAAGGAUUACUCGCGCUGGAGGGCGAGCUGACGCCUAUUCUGGUGCAAAUGGUGAAAAGUGCGAACACCAACGGCCUUCUGGACAACGACUGCGACAGCAGCAAGUAUCAGAACAUGGUGAAAACACGUCUGCACGAGUUGCUACAACAGGACAGGGAGUUCACUCGCGAGGAUCGGGAACAAAUCAAUCCAGGAAACGCAUUGAGCAUCAAUGCGGCUUUAGACUUCGUCAAGAAUCCGGUCCGGUGCUGCCAGCACGUUCACAGUCUCAUCCAGAAACUUCUGGACAUCGUGCGCAUUAAGAAAGAAGAUCCGAAGACGAAGGACACGAUACUUUACCACGGCGAAACGUGGGAGCUAAUGGGACGCCGCUGGGGGAAGAUAGAGAAGGAUUUCUGCACGAAGAACAAGCGCUUCGACAUCUCGAAAAUUCCCGACAUUUACGAUUGCAUAAAGUAUGACUUGCAGCACAAUAAUCAUACGUUGCAAUUUGAACACGCGGAAGAAUUGUACACGUAUGCUAAAUCUUUGGCGGAUAUAGUAAUUCCUCAGGAAUAUGGUUUAACGGUUCAAGAGAAAUUAACUAUCGGGCAAGGUAUUUGCACACCUUUGCUAAAGAAGAUACGAGCUGAUCUGCAACGAAAUAUCGAGGAAUCUGAAGAGACCGUCAACAGGCUUAAUCCUAGGUAUUCCCACGGUGUUUCGAGCCCUGGGCGCCAUGUGCGUACGAGAUUAUAUUUCACAAGUGAGAGCCACGUACAUUCCUUGCUUACUGUGUUGCGUUAUGGCGGCUUACUUGAUGUGGUGAAAGACGAGCAGUGGCGACGCGCGAUGGAAUACGUCAGUAUGGUCUCCGAGUUGAAUUACAUGUCGCAAAUCGUCGUUAUGCUGUACGAGGACCCGACCAAGGAUCCAAGCAGCGAGGAACGUUUCCACGUCGAGUUACACUUCAGUCCCGGCGUCAACUGCUGCGUGCAAAAGAAUCUGCCGCCUGGCCCCGGAUUCAGGCCACAUUCGCGGAAUGAGAGCAGCCAUAAUAUGGGGGAGAGUGGUGGUUCUGGUCAGGAUACCAGUUCGCAAUGCAGCACUCGGAUAGAAGAGGAGGAUGCGGAAUUGGGAAUUAUGGAGGAUGAAAUUGUAAAUCCCGCGGCACAAGCUGACACACCUCCACCAUUAGUUGAAUCCGACGCCGUGGACUCAAUGCUGGACAGUCCGACGACCAGUCGCGCAAUUGACAUGAUGGAUCUGGAUCCGAAUAUGAUGGACGAACCAUAUGACAGCGGAUUUUUACAGAGCUCAGCGCCGAUUCCUAUUAGUGCUAGAACCGUGGCUGGACACGAAGCCGCCAGGCUCAGCAGUCAAUUGGCAGCGAGUCAACGGCAACGGCGAAGCAGAGAGACGGGUGGAACCAUCGUGGAACCGCGCGCGCGAAGCUACGAUCAUCAGCGGCAAGAAAAGUCCGAGAAAGCUGCGGACAAGCUGCAGUAUCAGAGCUUGGACGCGGUCAACAAAGAAGCUGCGGAGCCGACUCCGAGGAAAUGCCGUGACGACCGGCGGAUGUGCACGUGUCCGAGAAAACCGGUGGCGCUAUCGCAGUCGUACAGCUCGCCGGAGCUGCCGGUUUCGUCGAACGAGAGCUUCGCUUCCACGUGCACUGCGCGCGACGGUAGACAGCCAUCACCCGCGGCAAUCACCUCUAGCUCGCUGCACGUUUCGUCGUCCUCUAGCGGCUCGCGGACUGUCACCGAGUACAGGUGGCGACCGUGCCACGACAGAAAGUACGAACGCUCGUUCUCCGAAGUGACCUUGCUCAGACCCGUCCAGAUCUGCGACACGCGACCUCGGAUCAUUCAACCUGAUCCUGCCUGCACAGCAAGGCGCCACCGUCACAGUAUCUCCGGACAGAUGAGUUAUUUCAAGCUGUUGGGCUACAAUGUCAGCAAGAAGCUCACCGGCUCGGCCAACAGCCUGUUCAGCACUGCCGUAAUAAGUGGCUCCUCGAGCGCGCCGAAUCUCAAAGACAUGGUGCCGCCGCACGCAUCGGCGGUCGCCGCGAUUGAAGGCUUUGGCGGGGUGCCGCCUAUCAGACCCCUGGAGACCCUGCACAACGCGUUGUCGCUACGCCAGCUGGACUCGUUUCUGGAUAUGAUGAGGAUCAGUCGCGAGUACCACUCUUCCGACACGGAAGCUGUCAGGUACAUCAUGCCGACUCCGAUACAGUACAAGCCUCUAGGCGAAGCGGAAGCAUGUGACACCAGGAAUCUGCCGUCGCCCACCAGUCCGAACAGCACAGGAUGGAGCAGCGAGCCGCAGUCCUUCCUGUCUUCCGAGCCGUCGUCACCGGCGCCAACGUCGACGGGCGAAUGCAGUAUGUCUAUAAGUUUAAUCAGCAACGAUGGUGCUCAACUGUUUAACACCGCGCGGAAAUACUCCCCGACUCCUUGCCUGGACGUCGAUUUUAACGAAUUUUGUAUGCGUCUCGAUGAGAACCGCGAGAGUCGCGGCAGUGUUUCAUAUACGGAUUAUUACAGCAACGAGGAUGGUCAGAUACGUAAAUUGGCGCAAUUGCCGCAAGUGAUACAGUCAGGUGCCGGUAGCGCGCAGACGAAGCUCGUGUGCGGCGACGAUCUUCCGUGCGACAAUAUCGACGACGACGAGGAUCACACGUUGACUCUGAAGCAGAGCGAGGAGCAAAAGAAGCAGGACGUUAAAUCGAUAUUCGAGCAGAGGGACGACGUUAAUCCCGCGAAACUCAGCAGCAGCUACAAGAAGAUCGGACGUUUUCGUGUGGAAAGUACGGAUGUAUCGCGUGGCGAUGUCAGAUUCAAAGAGACCGACAACAACGCUUCCGACAGAGCGAAACCGCCCACGCCUCAGAAAUCCGACGCUUCCACCGGGAAGUCCACCGCGGAAAAGGCGAGGAAGGACUUCAAAAAGGGCGGCAGUCCGCACACGUCUCAGAAGCGGAAGAAUUUCUCGCGCUCGCAGAGCGUCACGACUCCCAAACCCGUCGCACCGAAAGUCGAGCAGAAUUUCAGUUAUUCGAGGCAGAGCUCAUUUUCGACCAUGUCUGAUGCGGAUCUGGAGGAUUGGAAAUUGAGCACACUGGAUUCAACCGCGUCGCAUUCGCCGAGCCAGCAAAAGGAACCUAUAUUAACUGUGGCCAGCAGUCUUACGGAUAGCUCUAACAUCACAGUCGGCUUCGAUGUACCUGCCAUUUAUUUCGGAUUUUUGCGCAGUUUGCGUCCCCUGGACCGACCGAUUCUCUCAGAUGAAAUCUAUUCGCGACAGGUAAUCGCGGCGGAGAUGUCGCAGUACGUUGGCGGUGAGAUCGGCAGUUACCCGAUGUGGGAUAGUGCUGUCUUGUAUCAGGCACAGCCGCCUACUCAUCCACAUGUGAACGAGCACGGAUUAUACAGGCAGCCUUGCGCACUGUUACACCAAAGUCGUUAUACACCAAACGGUCGUUCACCAAAUUUGCCGUCGUCGACGACGAAGAAACCGAGACGUCGAGUGGCGACGGUAUCCCAGAGAAGAGCAGCAAAUAUUCGGGAAAGGCGCAGGAUGUUCAAUCUGAACGAAGCUUUCGAUAAACUGCGAAGAAAGGUACCGACAUUUGCUUACGAGAAGCGACUUUCGAGAAUCGAAACGCUGCGCUUGGCUAUCACGUACAUCGCUUUCAUGGGAGAAUUACUGGGUAUCGAGCCGAGCAGUCCGAAGCCGGAGUACAUACCGCGAGAAUACUACUUGCCGAAUUGAAAUCUCCUCCUUUUCUUGUCGUACAGAACAAGACGUUUACAAAUCAAUGCGAGCAGAUAUUCUAUCAGCGCUUAAGCUCUUUAGCCGGCGCGAAAGUCUUCCAUUAUUAAUCAGUCUUCCAUUAUUAAUUAGUACUAGAUAUAGCGUUAAAUUAAGAUGAAAUUUAACACAUGUCCGUAUAUGAUGGCCAUUUCUAUGUGCGUUCUCACGUAAUCCCACUCAAUCCUUUUCUCCAAGGAUCUCCAUUUAUUAAUCUUUUCGAUACUGUAUUCUUCGACAUUGCUCACAAAUUAUUACGUGUAAAAAGAAUAUAAAAAUGGAAUUUUUAAACUUCAAUCAAACUUUUCCAGUCUCUUGUAAAACAUUUGUUCUAAGAGUAUCGAAGAGGUUAAAAUCUGUUUCAUUCGAAUCUUUUCUCAUAUUAUACAAACAAUAUUCUUGUCACUUGUCGCUUUAUUAUUACCUUAAUUCUUGCGAAUCUCCUGCGAUUAGAGGAGAUAAUUGCGAUACUAACAAUAAGCGAUAAUAUUAAAUCCAAUUUCUCUGUGUCUUCCAAUAUUCGUAAAUAAAUUACACUAUGUCAUAA